This is a messenger RNA of Bursaphelenchus okinawaensis, 2046 nucleotides long. The record is from the annotation of a GenBank genome assembly. NCBI's taxonomy places the organism in Eukaryota, Metazoa, Nematoda, Chromadorea, Rhabditida, Aphelenchoididae.
AUGGCCGAAGGCGACGAAGCCACCGACAAUGUGGAAUCCAAAGUGACGUCGUUGGCCGCCGACGCUCAGAAGAUAACCAUCGAUGAGGACAAGCCCUCCACCAGCGUCAAGUCAGAAGAAAGUCACGAAACAACGAAAAGCGUCAAAAUGGCAGACAGUGUGACCAUCAUGGACGGUGCGACCAGGUGAGUACCAGUAGUACCAGUAUUGUUGGCACUCAAAAAAAUUUUUAAUUUUUUUUUAUUUGGACACAUUUUUAUUACUGUAAAUUGUUUUUAAAUUUGUCAUUUUUAAUAAAAAAAGAUGUCAUGAUGACAGAAUAUUUAUAAUUAACAGUUAAAUUUUAUCACCAGAUGUUAAUUUAAACAAUGUUAAAUUAUAAAACGUAAAAAAACUUAUACUUUUAAUUUUGUCGCAAUGACGUGAAUAAUCAAAAAAACAUAUCAUGAUGACAACUUUAUAGACAAAUCGAUGCCUUGGAACUGUUAACACGAGAAGCCGAAGAACUGAGACGCAAACUAGAAGCCGAGCGACAAAAACUGAAUGACAUUCCUAGUAAGUACCACCAGUACCAUUUUAUUCAUGUUUAGUCCAACAAGCAGCAGACCGUCUGGAACCGAUGGGAGCCCUGAACAUAAAACAACGUCGUAUCUUGAAAGGACAUGCCUCUAAAGUGUUGUGUAUGGACUGGUCACAGGACAAGCGACAUAUAGUCAGUUCGUCACAAGAUGGUAAAGUCAUCGUAUGGGACGGCUUCACCACCAACAAAGAACAUGCCCUUACCAUGCCCACUACAUGGGUAAUGGCUUGUGCUUAUGCUCCUAGUGGACAAUUGAUAGCUUGUGGAGGUUUGGACAACAAGUGUAGUGUAGUACCAUUGAGUUUUGAAGAAGAUAUUCUACAGAAGAAACGGUCUGUCGCCACCCACACUAGCUACAUGUCGUGUUGUACCUUUUUGAGGUCUGACAACCUGGUAAGUUGAAGUAAUGACAUAAGACAUCUCUAAACAAGCCUUAAUUACACCUAAAGACAUAAACCUUACGAAAACUCUACAGUAUCCCUAACAAACCUUAUCAUAACCUACAAUAAUAUAUUUGCAGCUUCUAACCGGCAGUGGCGACUCGACGUGUGCCAUUUGGGACGUGGAGAGUGGCCAAAUGAUACAGAACUUCCACGGACAUUGCGGCGACGUGUUUGCCGUAGAUAUACCUAAAUCUGACACGGGUAACAUCUUCAUCUCAGGUGGUGCUGACAGACACGCUCUAGUCUGGGACAUACGAACCGGUCAAUGUGUCCAAAGUUUCGACGGCCACGAAGCUGAUGUCAAUACCAUCAGAUUCCACCCGAACGGAGAUGCCUUCGCUACAGGGUCGGACGACGCUUCGGUGAGUUAAAUAUUGAACUUACUGUAAUUUAUGUUGCAGUAAAUUAGGUUUUAAACCGGAUAUAAUCAAAAAAUCACAAUUUCAUUAUUUUUCUAACACUCUUUUAAUCUAACCCGUAACAAUAGUACCAAAAAGAUCCUCUGCUAACAAUUUACACAACCUUCAAUAACAUUUUAUAACGUAUCCUCUUAUAGUGUCGUCUGUUUGACCUACGAGCCGACCGACAGAUAUGUGUGUAUGAGAAAGAGUCCAUCUUAUUCCCCGUGAAUGGUGUUGAUUUCAGUGCUAGCGGUAAGUGUCAAGCAUAAGUAAGCUUAUACCAUUCACAGGUCGAAUACUAUUCGCUGGAUACGGCGACUACCGAGUUGGAGUAUGGGAUUCGUUGAAAUGUAACAGACAAAGCAUUUUAUAUGGACAUGAAAACCGAAUAUCCUGCCUGAGGACGAGUCCCGAUGGUACAGCCAUCUGUACGGCAUCGUGGGACUGCACAAUUAGAGUAAGCUAUCUUACAAUAGAGGUCAAAAAGUUCAUAGAACUUAAGACUAACUUUCAAUUUUUGAGUGAACCAGUAAAACUAUUGGACGAAAAAUUAAAAAACAGAGGAAAACUUGACGAACUAAAGAUAAACUUACUAUACCCAACAUUUCAGAUAUGGGCCUGA